AUGUCCUAUUUUCCUGGUUGUUCCGGAAAUGCAGAUAGCGAUGAAGAUUACACAAGUGAACCAGAUCAACCUUUUGAGUUGUCAUUUCAUUCUCCCUUAACAUGUCUAGAUGAAGAAAAUGAGUUAUUGUAUGAACUUAGGAAUACUGCUCAACAGCUUGCAGUACAGAACAGAAAGUGUUUGGAACCUUCAACAAAUUUGUUUGAAGUUCCAAAAGUUCAUAAGAAAUUGGAGGAAUCAGGAACCUCAUCUGCUGAAGAUGAACCUGUCUGUUCUCGUUAUUAUUCGUCUUUGGAUUUGACUAUUCCAUCUUCUGUAUUUUCUUUAAAGAAUUGUCACAAAAAGGAUUGUACCGAGUGUAAUGCUAAAGUUGAUGAGUUAUUUCUGAAGCUAAAGGGCACACCUAAGCGGAAACAACCUGAAAGCAAUCAAAAUUCAGAUGUCACUUCUGAAGAAACGAGUCCUCCAAAGAGAAAGAAACAAAGGAAACAUAAGAAGAAGGAACCUGAUUCUGGAAAGAAAGAGAAAACACCUAGCUCAGAAGACAAAACCUAUGUAACAUCAGAGUCAGAUGAUGAGAAGCCUGUGGAGAAGCCGAAACGCAAGCAUAGGAAGAAAGUUAAUGAUCUCACUGACACGAAGAAAGAAACGGGUUCCCCUUCAAAGAAGUCUAAUAAAAGUGGUAAGAAUGACAAAAGAGGAAAGGAUAAGACAAACGUUGUUUCUACUGAUGAUGAAGAUUCUGAAAGUUCAGCAAAAAAGAAGUCUGAGAAACAACAGAAGGAUGGUAAAGUGUCUAAAGAAACUAAGGGAGACAAUAGUAAGACACCGAAGAGUUCUUCAGAAGACGAAAUUCAAUCAAAGGGAGGGAAAUCGAAGAAAACUAAGCCAAAGAAGAAAAGAGACACAGAUGAAGAGGAUGAAGAUUCUUCUGAUGAAGAUGCCCAUAACACAAAGAAAGAACAGAAUAGAAUGCGUCAAAUCAAGAGGAGGAACAUGAUGUCAAAGGAAUCAAAGGAACGUAUGAAUCUCAAAUCCAAGUUAAGAAUGAGAGAAUUACGAGCCCUUGCAAAUAGAAGAAAGAAGGAUAAUGAACGUAUUAAACAGCGGUAUAGAAGAAAGGUUAAUCGUCUUGUUUCAAACGAUACCGAGCAGUUUUUGGAAUCCAUGGACAUUUUGCAGUAUAAUUUUGAUAUAUAUAUGAAACGGCUAACUUACUAUCAUUGUGAAAUAUGUCAGAAAAAACAAUAAGUGGAUAACGUCCAGAAAAAGCCUUGUAGAAACUGUUAUCUCUUUACUGCUGAAAAUAACAUGGAUCCAAUGAUUGUGCCUGAAUGUUUGAAGUCACUUUCUUAUGUUGAAAAGCAACUAAUAGCUAGAGUGCAUCCCGUUGUCUCUUUGUAUAAAAUUAAGGACUGUCAAUAUAAGUAUUCGGGUAAUGUCAUUAAUUUCCCACAAAAGGUACAAUGUAUUGCAGAUGCAUUACCUCAUAACAUCAAUGACCUUAGUAGUAUUAUCACAAUACGGCUUGAUAAUUCUGAAGGUCACAAAGACUUUCUCGUUAGGCGUAAAGCUGUGACAGAAGCGUUAGUGUGGCUGCAAAAAAACAAUCCUUUCUACAAAAACGUUGUCAUAAACCACCAAAGAUGUAAAGA
Messenger RNA from Thrips palmi, 1655 nucleotides. RefSeq lists its product as uncharacterized. The record is from RefSeq and is a predicted model, not a curated record. The transcript is spliced from 10 exons. NCBI's taxonomy places the organism in Eukaryota, Metazoa, Arthropoda, Insecta, Thysanoptera, Thripidae. The coding region runs from base 1 to 1251 and encodes 416 amino acids.